Lingula anatina is the source of this 2354-nucleotide messenger RNA. RefSeq names its product BTB/POZ domain-containing protein KCTD7. Gene Ontology annotation, biological process: protein homooligomerization. The record is from RefSeq and is a predicted model, not a curated record. Gene Ontology annotation, molecular function: protein binding. Lineage: Eukaryota; Metazoa; Brachiopoda; Lingulata; Lingulida; Lingulidae.
AAUAUGGCAGCAGACGAGGUUCAAGAAUUUUUUCCAUCGGCAAACUUAAGCCUGCUGUCACUUUCAGAGAUCGCUGGUGAAAAACAAGCAUCAUAUAUACACAGUAACCAAAAAGUGCAAAAGAGCACAGGCGAUGCUGAAGUGCUCGAGCCUAGCGAUGAGAAGGAAAAGUUUCCUCGAAUCGUUCCACUAAAUGUUGGCGGAAUUCAUUUCAUGACUCGUCUCUCCACUCUAACUAAAUACAGUGAUUCCAUGCUUGCAGCCAUGUUUAGUGGCAGACACCAUAUUGACAAAGACAAAGAUGGCAACUAUUUCAUAGACAGCAAUGGAAGAUACUUUGGAUAUAUUUUAGAAUACCUACGUCAUGGGACUUUGGCUCCUAAAGAUGUAGCAGAGUAUGUGUACAAAGAGGCAAUGUACUAUGGCUUAUAUGACCUGAUGGAGCAGCUGACCACCACCCCCAGGGUGUCCAAACUCUUGGUCAGUGAGGCACACAGGGCACAGUUUCCAAAUUACUUUGAGGUGAAGCAGAGGACAAUAAAAACUGCUGUAGAAAAUGCCACUGUGUUGAAUAAAGCAGGGGAAGUGAUUAUUUAUGCCUUUAGAAAAGAAUUUGUACCCAAAGCACCAAACUUUAACACUAAUCACAACUGUGUGGCAGACCAGGCUCAUAUCAAUGUGGGGCCGUGGGAAGCUCUGGCAGAUGAAGAGACCUUUAUACGUUGUUUGGAAAAUGAUCUUGUUGAAGAUGGCUUUAAUGUGAUGCGUCAUGAAGCCAAAAGAAGAUGCAAAUAUUAUUAUGGGCAGAAUUGUCAGAAAUGUAUUUACAGAAUACAAAUUGUGUUUUCAUAGUGAAUACAAGGCAAUGAUUAGUUAAAAGUGAAAUUAAAAUUGUGUAUGCUUAUUCUGAUGGCGACUGCUCUUAUCAUUUAAGUACAAUCAUUGUUAUUUACAUAAAGUACAUUCAUCAUUGCAAAUAUAUGACAGUACUACCCCAGUAUGUUCAUAUGUGUAAAAUCUUUCAUCCACAACAUCUUGAUUAAAUUUCAUUUUCAUUAAUUGCAUGAUAACAGAUUUUCAUCAAUUGAAAGACGUUUCUGCAUUUCUUGUCAGAUUGUUUCAGUUUGUAACUGACAUUUCCUCUUGCAGCAUGUCAUCUUUUCAGCAGUUUUCAGUUGCCUUAUGAUCAUAUUUGCCAUAUUUUUAAGUAUUGUGCAAUCUAAAAGUAAAAUAAUGACUGGUAAAUUGGGUUUCAGCCAAAUUUCAAAGUAAGAUCUGUAUCAUUAAUCUUAGAAUUUCAUGUAUUUGAAAUGAAGUUAAAUUUAAGGUUGUAGGAAUUUGGUAAUGUGCAAUCUAUUCCAACACCAAGUCUGUUUCAAGGACAGUCCCGGUUGCUCUCAUUUGAUAAACUGUAGCUUCUGUAUAAUUUAAGGGACAUUUUGGUGCUGGAGAUGGUGAGAUGCAUGGAGAAUUGAGUUAAGCAAUGUUUAUAAGCUUACGUAUUUCAUUGUACCAAACACGAGCCUUUUUGACAAAUUCAGAAAGGAACAAUGUUCAUAUUUAAUAUUCAAGAUGAACUUAUAUUAUGGUGAAAAUGCAAAUGUAAUCUUUAUGAGAAGCUGCACCUUUUGAGUUUAUUCAUUAAGUUUUUGGGCCAAAUUGCACAAAGAAUCCAAGUACACAAAGUUUCUGGGGCAAUCUUUUGGUUCUAUUUAAGCGCAGUAAAUCCUUUAAGAUUCUGGAUAAAACAACCGACAAUUUAGUAAGAGUUACUCAAUAUUUCAAGUUACAGAUUUUGAGUAAGGUGAUGUGUUUUAAGGAGUGAAAAAAGAAAAAAAAAGUGUAGCACAAUUGAGAUAAAUAAUGUAAGGUGAGGAGUUAUGGAGUCGGCUUCAAUUAGUAUAUACUUACGAAGUUACGGUGUUUGGAAAAAACUGGUGACAAAAUUUGCAAGAAGUAAUUGUAACUCUAUCCAGGGUUCAAGAUUCAAGAUUUCCUCAAAUUUACAUUCCUUGAACCAUUCUAUUGGCUUGUAAUGGAAUGGUGUGGUUGCUGUCCUUUUGUUUUUGGGGUUUCAUCCAAUUUGAACAUUCCUUUUUUCCAUCCUUGUUUUUCACCAAGAAACAAGAUCUUUUCAAGACUGUUAGUGCCAUAUUGGGUGUGGAUAUAAUUGUCUGCAUAUGCAGUCCACGUUUGUUUGUGGACUUGAUUUGUUUGUAAAAUGCUAGUCUUAAUUAUUUUGACCAAAACAUUCAAGUUUUAUUUAAACACUUCAACUGGUCAUCAGUUUUAAGUGUAAAACAUGGCCAUUUCCAUUAAAUGCAGUGGAUUUGAAAAUUAAAGAAUUACAUUGU